This is a messenger RNA of Racocetra persica, 134 nucleotides long. NCBI's taxonomy places the organism in Eukaryota, Fungi, Glomeromycota, Glomeromycetes, Diversisporales, Gigasporaceae. The record is from the annotation of a GenBank genome assembly.
AUGAGAAAGAACAUUUGUGAUGAGAAACAUCAUACAAACAACUUUGAACAAUUAGCUUCUUUAUUGAAGCUGACAAAUUUGAUACAAUUUGUCUCAAAAAUAGGUGAUUCCGAAGAAACGUCGAUAAAUAAUGG